CUCCAACAUGACUUCAUUGAAGCAUUUCGCAUUCGCAAGGACCUCCUGCUUCAUCAACACCAAGUACAUAAACUGCACCAUGCUUCACUGCAACACACAGCAUCGUUCUGCAUCCAAUCCUCCUCAAUAACAAGCCUUGUUGUAUGAUAUACUCGUACCGACAUCUCCAACACAUCCACUUGUCCACCAUACCAAAUCCACCACCAUGGCAAACCCCCCCUCAUCCCCCUCCUUCGACUGGAAAAUGUACCGCUACACGCCCAUCCUCCCCCUCGCCACCCUCUUCCUCGCGCUAUUCUCCAUCCUCACCCUCCUUCACGUAUACACUUACAUCCGGCACCGCAAGACUUCCAUCAUCUACGUAAUCCUCGGCGGCAUGUGUGAGAUUGCAGGUUUCGCCGCGCGCAUAGGAAGCCAUUACGACAACACAGCAUGGGCGCCGUUCAUUGUACAAGGCACACUCCUCCUCGUCGGCCCGCUUUUCUUCGCUGCAACGGUGUACAUGAUGCUCGGGCGGGCCAUCCGUCUCGCCGACGCAUCGUCCGCGUCAAGGAUAAGCCCGAGGUGGUGCACGCGGAUCUUUGUUGCGGCGGAUGUAUCGACGUUGACUGUUCAGGGUCUAGGGGCGAGUUUGAUGGGCACGAUGAAACUCUCCCUCGCACUGGUGGGUGAGAAAGUCGUCAUCGCCGGUCUGGCACUGCAAGUUGCCACCUUCAUCGUCUUCCUCAUUGCCGCUGUCGAUUUCCACGUCCAUAUGAAUCGUACUUCGAGAACUGGAAACGACGCAGAGAAUGAGGCUUGGAAGAAGAUGCUUCACAUUUUGUACGCACUGAGCACAAUCAUCCUGUUUCGCUGUGUGUUCAGGCUAAUUGAGUAUGCGAUGGGUAACGCAGCGUAUCUGAUAAGUCAUGAGUGGACGCUGUACGCUUUUGAUGGGGUGCCGAUGUUGGCGGUGCUGGUGUUGUUGUUUGUAUGGCGGCCGAAAGAAGCGAGUACAGGCGUGACGAGGAAGGUUAGUGAGUCCAGCGAUGGGGAGAUGGGCGUUGUGAACAGUCGGUGAGGAAGAAAUGGGGCAGACGUGGUGUUGUUCUUGGUGGGAAGUGGGAUACGUUACUGUCCUCUGAUGCUGUUGUUUUAAUAUUGUAUUACCUUGCUAUAUUGCAG
This is a messenger RNA of Macroventuria anomochaeta, 1164 nucleotides long. Its product is annotated as RTA1 like protein. Lineage: Eukaryota; Fungi; Ascomycota; Dothideomycetes; Pleosporales; Didymellaceae. Gene Ontology annotation, cellular component: membrane. Bases 245 to 1060 code for a protein of 271 amino acids. The record is from RefSeq and is a predicted model, not a curated record. The transcript is spliced from 3 exons.